AUGGCGGCCACCAUGAAGAAGGCGGCUGCAGAAGACGUCAAUGUUACUUUCGAAGAUCAGCAAAAAAUAAACAAAUUUGCUCGGAAUACGAGUCGAAUCACAGAGCUAAAGGAGGAAAUAGAAGUGAAGAAGAAACACCUCCAGAACUUAGAGGAUGCCUGUGAUGACAUCAUGCUGGCAGAUGACGACUGCUUAAUGAUUCCCUACCAGAUCGGAGACGUUUUCAUCAGCCACUCUCAAGAAGAAACACAGGAAAUGUUAGAAGAUGCAAAGAAAACUUUGCAAGAAGAGAUCGAUGCCUUAGAGUCCAGAGUGGCGGCCAUCCAGCGGGUGUUAGCUGACCUGAAGGUGCAGCUAUACGCGAAAUUUGGCAGCAACAUAAACCUCGAGGCAGAUGAAAGCUAAACAUUUUAUAAUACUUUUUUUUAAA
Messenger RNA from Mus caroli (Ryukyu mouse), 430 nucleotides. NCBI's taxonomy places the organism in Eukaryota, Metazoa, Chordata, Mammalia, Rodentia, Muridae. The record is from RefSeq and is a predicted model, not a curated record.